This is a messenger RNA of Microdochium trichocladiopsis, 1598 nucleotides long. RefSeq names its product amino acid transporter. The transcript has 3 exons. The coding region runs from base 1 to 1476 and encodes 491 amino acids. Gene Ontology annotation, biological process: amino acid transmembrane transport. Gene Ontology annotation, molecular function: amino acid transmembrane transporter activity. Gene Ontology annotation, cellular component: vacuolar membrane. Lineage: Eukaryota; Fungi; Ascomycota; Sordariomycetes; Xylariales; Microdochiaceae. The record is from RefSeq and is a predicted model, not a curated record.
AUGUCCUCCCGAACUCCCGAUGACGGUCUGUCUCGUCCAGAAAGAAAGAACUUCGAGAAGGCCACCACGGGUAACGGCAAGAUACCAAACCACAAGAAUGACGGACCUCUGCAGCGGGACGACAGCAGCGAUGGCAACACCGUGGGCGAGGUCAAGGACCACUACGGUGGUGGCAACAAGUUGGGCAUGAUCCGGACAACACUCAUCUUCUUCACCAACCAAGUCGGCAUCGGCAUCCUCAGCCUGCCGUCGGUGUUGCACACCAUCGGCCUGAUCCCCGGCAUCAUCUCCAUCAUCGCCUUCGGCGUGCUUGCCACCUACACGGCCUACAUCCUCAUCCAGUUCUGGCGCAAGUACCCGCAGAUCCGCGAUGUGGUCGACGUAGGGCGCAUCAUGGGCGGCCUGCCGCUCGAAAUUAUCGUCGGCGUGGCGCACGUGCUCAAUCUAGCCCUCAUCUGCGCCUCGGCCAACGUGACGCUGUCCAUCGGCCUCAACACCAUGACAGACCACGCGCUGUGCACCGUCGCCUUUGUUGGUAUCCCCAUGGUCAUGUGCUGGCUGCUCUGCAUGCCCCGCUCCCUCUCCUUCGCCGGGUGGUUCGGUAUCCCCGCCACCAUCUCCAUCUUCGUUUCCGUGCUCAUUGUCAUUGUCGCCUUGGGCGUCAACGGACCCAGCACGUCGACCUCGGGCUACUUCUCGGAGCCGGCCGGCCAGCUGGUAGCCAUGACACUGGGGCCCAACCCCAAUGCGACCAUGAACCAGAAGUUCGAGUCGGUGCUCAAUGUCGCCUUUGCCUACGCAGGCAACCAGGCCUUCAUUACCGUUAUUGCCGAGAUGCGCGACCCGUCGCGCGACUACCCCCGCGCCAUCAUCUGGCUCAACGUCAUCGCCAUCCCCAUGUACGUCGUUGUCGCCUGCGUCGUCUACCACCUGGCCGGCCAGUACGUCGUCUCGCCCGCCUUGGGAUCCGCACCCGGUGUACCCAGCAAGGUGGCCUACGGCAUCCUCUUUGGCACGAUGCUGGGUAGCGGCCUCGUCUUUGGGCACACGGCCAUCAAGUACAUGUACAACGUCUUCAUGGACCGCAUCCUGCGCUCCCAUCAUCGGCUCAUGGACAACAGCCUGACCUCGUGGAGCGCGUGGCUCGGCAUCGGCACCCUGUUCUGGGUCGUCAGCUUCGUACUCGCCAACGCCAUCCCCGCGUUCAACUCCAUCCUGGCCAUCUCGUCCGCUCUAUUCGUCACGUGGUUCACGUUUGGCAUGGCGGCUGCGCAGUGGAUCUUUAUCAACUGGGGUCAACAGACAAAGACUUGGAAGAAAAUGCUGCUGUCGGCAUUCAAUUGGUUCUUGGUACUCGCUUCCGCAUUUCUGACAGUUUUUGGUCUAUACACCUCCAUCUCGGACCUGGAUCGGCGUGUCCGCGAUCCUGACGAUUCUCUUGAUGUGUUCACGUGUGCUGAUAACUCGCUGUUCUGAGUUUACGUAUGCGGAAGAAAUCAUGCAUGAGAACCAAAGCCGGGCUUUUGGGGCAUGGGCUCUCAGUGGAAUUUUCGAGUGAUGUACAAAUAGGUUUAGGCUAAUUUAUGUCAGCUGCAAAU